UCCUCGUCCAUGAUCACCCAUAACAAUUCACAGAGGGACUGGAUGUGCACGACAAAGAGCAGCAAAUACGGACCGACAUUUUUCCACGCUCCGCGUGUCUGUAGCGGGGUUGCCAAACUGUGCAGUGCGGCUGCCUACGAGCGUCUGAACUUUUGGUCUCUACUCUCUACCCAGCGUCCCAGCCUUUUUAGGCAAUAACUCUCCAAGUUCGACCCUUUCUCUUCAUCCCAAGUCUCUCAAAUAGUGCUGGUCUUGCUGGAGCAGAAGACGUCGGCAUCGAAAAAGUGUCAAUCGAGAAAUCAUUGAACAUUGUGCUUCUUGAGAAAACUAUCCUUAGCACUCAGUCCCCAAUAUGUCUGGAGAGGAGGAAGAAAAUGCUGCGGAGCUGAAAAUUGGAGAUGAAUUUUUAAAGGCCAAGUGUUUAAUGAAUUGUGAAGUAGCUCUAAUUCUUGAUCGGAAAUAUGAGCAGCUUCAGCAGAUGUCUGAUGAUCCUAUGAAUCAAGUUUCCCAAGUAUUCGAAAAAUCACUGCAGUAUGUGAAGCGCUUUAGCCGCUACAAAAAUCCUGAUGCAGUUAGGCAGGUCCGAGAAAUCCUUAGUAGAUACCAAUUGGCUGAAUUUGAGCUUUGUGUACUUGGCAAUCUUUGUCCUGAAACUGUGGAGGAAGCCAUAGCUAUGGUUCCAUCUAUUAAGACCAGAGGACGUAUGCACGAUGAUGAUCAAAUUGAGAAAAUGCUGACUGACCUCUCAUUGAUCAAGAAAUUUGAGUAAUAGCCUCACAGUGUUUCUCCCUUGCAGUAUCCCUUUUAUAGAUGCUAAGACAAAUCCCAUCAUUUGCAGUGUGAUGGCUAUAAAGACCUCAAGGAGUAAAAGAACUUAGCUAUUCUUGUGCAAUUAUUUGUGGCUUAUAAUAGGGACCGGAUUUAUGUAAUUAUCUAUACACUUCUUUGUAUGUUUGUUAUAUCCAUGUUUGUACAUGUGGAGGAUCUGGAUUGGCUAUUUACGAACCCCAGGCUAGGAAAAGUAAAAACAGUACAGUCAAUUCUCGCCA
Nelumbo nucifera (sacred lotus) is the source of this 1049-nucleotide messenger RNA. RefSeq names its product DNA-directed RNA polymerase II subunit 4. Gene Ontology annotation, biological process: DNA-templated transcription initiation. The record is from RefSeq and is a predicted model, not a curated record. Lineage: Eukaryota; Viridiplantae; Streptophyta; Magnoliopsida; Proteales; Nelumbonaceae. Gene Ontology annotation, molecular function: nucleotide binding. Gene Ontology annotation, cellular component: RNA polymerase complex.